AUGGCUUCGGGCGCCAUUCUUUCCACCGAGCGAGAGGCGCCGAAGAAGCUCCUGGCCAGAUUUGCCCGCUUCGACGUGCCCCUCCUGCGCGCAUCCGAGUAUCGCGGGCAUGAGGUCGAUCUUCUGCUGCUCGCCUGGGCUUUGCUGCUCUUUCGCCAUAGCAAUGGCAAUCAUAUCGAAUUUACCUGGGGCCGCAACGAAACUGCGGCCGACUUCACCUUCAACUUCGGCACUUCCGGCUUGAGUUGGAGCACCUCCGAGCUGAUCGCAAAGGCCCUGGAAGGCGUGCAAUCUUACCGACAACAGAUCCAAGCAGGCAAAUUAGUCGCGCUCGACGAGGCUAUCGUGUUUUUCAACGAUGAAUGUGCGCCGAGUGACCUUUCCAGCAAUGCGCGCGUCAGCGACGGCGAUGCACUUGGAGGCGGAAUGGCAUGGGGAAAUAUCCAGCUGCAAGCGACCAUGUCGGACGGUAAUUUGUGGCUGCGGCCCUGCUGGCGCGAACCCCUCGGUGCGGAAUACCUUGCGGGACACUACGCGAAUGCCGUGGUAGAAAUCCUCAACACUCUCAUGACUGGCCUCUCGAACCCGAUUUCUUCGGUUUUGGGACCUGGUGGCGUGGAUCUAUCUGAAAUCUGGCGCUGGAACAAGGACGUGCCCGCUACCGAAAAUGCCUGCGUGCAAGACCUGAUCUUCGAACAAGUGCAAAGGCGACCGACAGCACAGGCAAUCUGCUCAUGGGACGGAAACCUCACAUAUGAAGAGAUCGGAAGAUACGCGACUCUUGUCGCACAUAAUCUCGUCCGAAUCGGUCUGAAGAUUGGCCAGAUUGUUCCCAUCUGCUUUGAGAAAUCACGUUGGACCAUUGUUGCCGUGUUCGGUGUCUUGAAAGCCGGAGGUGCAAUGGUGCUGAUGGAUCCCAGCCAGCCUCUCGAGAGACGUCAGACUAUUGCUGAGCAAGUCGGCGCCACUAUCGUCAUCACAUCUAAGACACAUGCGCCAUUCGGUCCUAAGAUUGCACCUGGCGCAAAGGCCGUGGUCGUCGCCCAGGAUACACUGGAUGAGCUGGCCGAGCAGGCUACCAAGACAGCCAAGCUCGAGCUUCCAGUUGUCCCAACCGACUCUAUCCUCUAUUUGAUCUUCACUUCCGGAAGUACCGGCAAGCCUAAGGGUGUCGUUAUCAACCAUGCCACAUAUACCACCAGUGCCAUCGCGCGGAGUGCUGCUGUCGGAUAUACCGCCGAAACCCGAGUGCUCGAUUUCGCGUCAUAUGCAUUCGAUGUCAGUAUCGACAGCAUGCUCUGCACAACACUUCGCGGCGGAUGUCUCUGUAUUCCCUCCGACGAGGAUCGUCUGAACGAUCUCAGCGGAGUCAUUCGCCGGAUGGGGGUCACCAUGUCCAACAUGACUCCUUCUGUGGCGCGCAUUCUGGAUGCCGACAUCAUUCCUUCUCUACACAGUCUCGGUCUUGGCGGCGAGUCAUGCUCCAUCGGCGACGUCUCAGAAUGGGGCAAGCAAACUAGAAUUGUGAUCGGAUAUGGUCCGUCCGAAUGCACGGUUGGAUGCACGAUCAACCCCAGCGCGGCCGGCAAGCCGUAUGUCAGCAUUGGACCUGGCAAUGGAGGUGUGAUCUGGCUGACCGACCCCGACGACCACAACAAACUCGUCCCCAUCGGUGCAGUCGGAGAAUUGCUAGUUGAGGGACCCAUCGUUGGUCAAGGCUACUUGGGCGACCCUGAAAAGACAGCGGCUGCAUUUAUUGAGAACCCCACAUGGCUUGUUGCUGGUGGUGGAGGCGUUCCAGGACGCAGAGGCCGACUAUAUAAGACCGGUGACCUGGUCCGCUAUGACCCAGACGGUGAACAAGGCUUUGUCUUCGUCGGCCGUAAGGAUACACAGGUCAAGCUACGUGGACAGCGUGUUGAGCUCGGCGAGAUUGAACAUCACUUACGACGACUUCUUCCUUCGGGAACUGAUGUUGUCGCUGAAGUCAUUGCUCCCCAGGGUCGGAGCAAGGAGUCGAUGCUCCUCGCUUUCGUGGCUGAUCCCAAUGCCGAAAAGCCAGAUGCAAAGGAUAAUGAGCUCCAGCAAAUUGAGUUCUCCUCUGCACUUCGUGAGAAGAUGGCGGAUCUUAAUGAGCAGUUAUCCAAGGCUCUCCCAAUCUACAUGGUUCCUUCAACAUACAUUGGCAUUGAUCGUAUGCCGAUGCUUGUCUCCGGCAAGAUUGAUCGCAAGCUCCUACGUGCCUUCGGAUCACAACUGAUUCUGCAAUCCAGCUCAUCUGAUUCCUCCAGAGGCCAGAACCAGAAGCCUUUAUGCGAAACAGAGACCUGCCUUCACGAAAUUUGGUGUCACCUUCUUGGCUUGACAGCAGAACAAGUGAGCACCACUCAUAACUUCUUUAUCCUGGGCGGAGACUCCGUUCUGGCAAUGAAGCUGGUGCCCGCGGUCCGAGAGCAAGGGUUCGUGUUGACGGUGGCGGACAUCUUCAGCUUCCCCGUCCUGGCCGACAUGGCACAGGCAAUGCAGAAGGAAGAGGCAAGCUCGCAGGUCGAGGUGCCUUCUUUCUCUCUCAUCGACUCUAAUUGGGACCGGCAAUCCGCGUGUGAAGAAGCUGCUGGCCAGUGUGGUGUCUCUAAGGAGUCCAUUGAGGAUAUUUACCCUUGCACACCACUGCAAGAAAUUUUGAUGGCAUUCUCUGCCCGCUCGUCAGAGAGCUAUGUCGCCCAGCGAAUUGCCGAGGUUCCCAAUAAGGAAACAGCCGACAAGCUGAAGGAGGCAUGGAGUGUUGUCAUCAAGGAAAGCGCAAUCUUGCGCACCCGGGUUGUGGAGUUCAAAGAGCAUGGCUUCAUGCAGGUUGUGACCAACGAGGUCCCAGAGUGGCAGUCAAGCGAUGCGAGCCUUGAGCAAUUUUUGGAUCAGGACCAGAAGACUCCUAUGUCUGUCAAUAUGCCCCUAAGUCGAUUCUCCCUUGUCCACGAUGACUCCGCCGGCAAGAUUUAUUUCGUUUGGACCGUUCACCAUGCCAUCUAUGACGGCUGGUCAACGGACCUGAUGAUCGAACAUGCAAAGAACGCCUACAGGGGUAUUUCGACACCCCGACCAGCCGAGUUCAAGCACUUUAUUCAGUACCUCGUCGAUCCUUCCAGAGAGGCUUCGAAGGACUACUGGCGCGUUCAGCUGCAAGGUGCAACUGGACCCCAGUAUCCGUCGCUGCCAUCGCGUAUGUACAUUCCAGAGCCCAAUGCAUUGGCACAGAGAAUCGUUCCGGUAGAGCAGUCCACAAGGUCCAGCAUCACCACCGCAACUCUGAUUCGCGCUGCGUGGGCCAUGGUUGCUUCCCAAUAUACCAUGAGCGAUGAUGUGGUGUUCGGUGAGACAUUUGCAGGACGCACUCUCCGCAUCCCUGGCGUCGAGCAAAUUGAAGGCCCUAUGAUUGCCACAGUUCCUGUUCGUGUGCGCAUCGACCGAUCAGCACCUGUUCAGGAGUUCCUUCAAUCCAUUCAAGAGCAAGGUCUUGUACGAGCUGCUCACGAGCAUCUUGGUAUGCAGAACAUCCGCCGCGUGAGUGGCGACGCCCAGCUGGCAUGUGAAGUUAAGAUGGGAUUGGUUAUUCAACCUCGCCCAGCAGAUGCUCCUGAGGAAUCUGGAGGUGAGCUUCCGCCGUUCCGCGUCGAGGAUGCUGCCCAUGAGGCUCUACGCUUCAACUCUUAUCCGUUGAUGCUGGCAUGCUCAUUGCGUUCAGAUGGAUUUGAGGUCACCGCAAGCUUCGAUUCCAACUUGAUCUCCGAACCCCAAAUGCACCGUGUCCUUGCGCAGCUUGAAUAUGUUGUCUCGCAACUUUGCAAUGACGAUUCAAUUCAGCUCGGAAACAUCACUUGUCUGAGCGAUCAGGAACUUGCCGAGAUCUGGCUUAUCAACAAGGCUCCUGAAUCCCCCGUCCCUGAUGCCUCCAGCUUUGUUCUUGAGCCCAAGGGACUUAUGACUGGAGACAAAUACCCAACAUCCUUCGUUCCAUGGAUCGUCCACCCUGCGAACCCCAAUCAGCUUAUGCCAUUCGGAACUGUGGGUGAGCUGCUCCUAGAGGGUGUCGGAGAAGCCGCGAACCUCGAUACUCCGGAGUGGAUGAUAAAGGGCGCGGGCGAGAUUGAAGGUCGCAAAGUCAGACUUUACCAGACUGGUGACCUAGUCAAGUACGCUGAUGACAAGAGUCUGGUCUUCAUGGGUCGCAAGGAGAGUCUUCGAAAGGUCGACGGCUAUGUCAUGGAUCUUGCGACUGUUGAUCUUCAGCUGAGACAUUGGCUCCCCGAAAAUGUUCACGGUGCUAGUCAGCUUAUUGUCCCCAACGCCUCUGAUACUCAAUUACCCGUGCUGGUCGCAUUCGUGAGCGAGCCUCCUACGAAGGAGGGCCAGGUGGUGGACCUUGGUCUCAAGACACCGAAUAACAAACUUGCAUUGUCCAGCGUCAUCUCUGUCGAACUUGCUGAAGCCAUUGUUGGUCUGAACAAGAAAUUUGCCGAUGUUCUUCCUCCUUACAUGAUUCCCUCUAUCUACAUUCCUCUUGAGAAGCUUCCUUAUCUCGGUGAAAAAGUUGACAUCGAGUCUUUGAGGUCAUUGUCGGAGCAUGUUACCCAGGAUUUUCUGCUGCAGCUUCGAACUGUCUUCACGAGCCUCCGUUCUGGCCGAGGAGCGAAGCAAAUGACUAUGAAGGAACGCGCACUACGCGGUUUGUGGGCUAAAUCUCUUGGUGUGGAGGAAGAAAAGCUGACCCUUGAUGACAACUUCUUCCGACUGGGUGGUGAUUCUAUCAUGGCCAUGAAACUAGUGACUGCUUUGCGUCUGGCUGGAUACCACCUGUCCGUGACUGACAUUUUCCGCAAUAUGCAACUCUCUGACAUGGCUAGUGUCCUGGUGGAUGCUCCUCUUGAUGGUGGACGGGUGAUUAAGGAAUACAAGCCCUUCUCGAUGAUCAACACUGGUGAUCUCCAGGAGUACUUGUCAAAGAAUAUUCAGCCCACCCUGGCCGAUGCAGCCUGGAGCAUUGAAGAUGUCCUUCCCGCCACCGACCCGCAGCAGCGCGAUGUUGAAACUACCGUCUCCAGGCCUCGGAGUGCUGUUCAGUACAACAUGCUGUACUUCAAGGACAUUAACACCUCUCGCCUAUUGGAGAGCUUCCAGAAGCUCGUCUCUUCUCACCCGGUACUGCGAACUGUUUUCAUCAAGGAAGGAGGUCGUACGCUGCAAGUCGUAUUGAAAGACUUUAAGGUGUCAUUCUCAGAGCACAGUACCGAGGAACCCGUCAAGGAUGCCUGCAAGAAACUCGCCGGGGAGGACAUCGAAGUUGACUCCUCCUUCGCCCUGGGCACCUCUUACUUGCAUCUCUUUAUCGUCCAAAACACCGAAGAAACAGGACUGAUGAUUCGAAUCUCACAUGCUCAAUACGAUGGAAUUUCUUUCCCUGAAGUUCUUCGACAGCUCGAGCUCAUAUACGAGGGUAAGGACAUCGAGUCUCCGGUUCCUUUCGCUAGCUACAUCCAAUACCAAGCCGAGACCAAGCUCGAGAAAAUCCAGUACUGGCGCAACGUUCUCCAAGGCGCUUGGUUGACCGUACUGCCCUCGGCUCAGGCCGACAGCAAGCCCAAGUUUAUCAAGAAGGAGGUUACUCUGUCUGCUCGUUCUCCCGACACCACAAUGGCUACCCUUCUCACGGCCAGUUGGGCACGCGUGCUGUCUAAGCAUCUCGAUACAGAUGAUCUCACAUUCGGCGGUGUCGUGUCCGGUCGCACAGUCGACCUGCCGGAUGUCGACCGCAUCAUGGGCCCGACUUACCAGUACAUACCUCUGAGAGUUAAGUUCGAGUCGGGAUGGACCGUGAAGGACCUUCUCGAUAGUGUGCGUGACCAGUUCCUCGAGGGUAGCCGCCACGCCACACUGGGCUUCCAGGAGAUCUCUGACAACUGCACUAGCUGGUCACCAACCAUUCCAUUCUUCUCGUCGAUUGUCCACCACCACGACAUUGAUUACUUUGAUACAAUUCCCUUCGCUGGUGGCGAGUGUGGUGUUGAUUACACGAACCCGCACCCCGAGUCUCCUAACCCGAUUCGUGUGACGUCCUACACUGAAGGUGGCAAGACCUAUGUUGGCAUUGUCGGCGACGAAGUACGCCUCCAGUUCUGGGAGGAGAGACUGGAUGAGCUGGCUCUUGCCAUCGAGGAGCUAGCGAAUGAUCCUGCAGCCGUGAUUUGA
Penicillium argentinense is the source of this 6243-nucleotide messenger RNA. RefSeq lists its product as uncharacterized. Gene Ontology annotation, cellular component: cytoplasm. The transcript is spliced from 2 exons. The record is from RefSeq and is a predicted model, not a curated record. Gene Ontology annotation, molecular function: catalytic activity; phosphopantetheine binding. NCBI's taxonomy places the organism in Eukaryota, Fungi, Ascomycota, Eurotiomycetes, Eurotiales, Aspergillaceae. The coding region runs from base 1 to 6243 and encodes 2080 amino acids. Gene Ontology annotation, biological process: amino acid activation for nonribosomal peptide biosynthetic process; secondary metabolite biosynthetic process.